Messenger RNA from Eublepharis macularius, 2154 nucleotides. RefSeq names its product peroxisomal trans-2-enoyl-CoA reductase (gene PECR). NCBI's taxonomy places the organism in Eukaryota, Metazoa, Chordata, Lepidosauria, Squamata, Eublepharidae. The coding region runs from base 1 to 1128 and encodes 375 amino acids. Gene Ontology annotation, molecular function: trans-2-enoyl-CoA reductase (NADPH) activity. Gene Ontology annotation, cellular component: peroxisome. The transcript is spliced from 9 exons. The record is from RefSeq and is a predicted model, not a curated record. Gene Ontology annotation, biological process: phytol metabolic process.
AUGCAGCAGGAUAAGCGUAGUGGGGCUGGGAGUGGGGGCGGGCCAGCGCAGGUUCUGCCUCCUUCGCUGCCUUCAUUCUGGGCGCCUUGGAAGAGGAGGCGAGCUGAGCCUGGCCUGGCAGUAGGAGUGGCUUUCUGGAGUUUUGUUGGUGGCCCUAGGCAGGUAAUCGGGACUUUGCCUCGUGAAGGGACCAACAUGGCGGUCACGACGUUGUCGUCCCGCAGCGCUUCUGGAAGCCGAGUUCUGGCAGCCGGCCUCUUUCGCAGCCGCGUGGCCAUCGUGACCGGCGGAGGCACCGGCAUCGGCAAGGCUAUCGCCGCCGACCUUCUGCACCUCGGUUGCAAUGUAGUCAUUGCAUCUCGCAAACUUGACAGAUUGACAGCUGCAGCAAAAGAGCUAGCUGCUAAAAAUCUAUCCCCUGAGUCCGCCAGAGUGACCCCAAUACAGUGCAACAUUCGCAAAGAAGAGGAGGUAGAUGCACUGGUGAAAUCAACAUUGGAUCUUCAUGGUAGGAUAGAUUUCUUGGUAAAUAAUGGAGGAGGCCAGUUUCCUAGUCCAGCAGAAGCGAUCAGUUCAAAAGGGUGGCAUGCCGUGAUUGAAACGAACCUGACUGGAACCUUCUAUUGUUGUAAAGCAGUAUACAAUGCUUGGAUGCGGGAUCAUGGAGGUGCCAUUGUCAACAUUGUAGCAGAUAUGUGGAAAGGGUUUCCUGGAAUGUCGCACAGUGGUGCAGCAAGAGCUGCUGUUGAUAAUUUAACCAAAAGCUUUGCCAUUGAAUGGGCCCAGAGUGGAGUGAGAAUUAACUCCAUUGCCCCGGGAGUAAUCUUUUCAGAAACAGCUGUUGCACACUACAAAGAAAAUGGUGAAACGUUGUUUAAGAACUACAUUUCAAAGAUUCCUGCAAAAAGACUAGGAGUUCCUGAAGAGGUAUCUCCCUUGGUGUGUUUCCUGCUCUCUCCGGGAGCCUCCUUUAUAACCGGGGAAACUGUGAAGGUUGAUGGUGGACAGAGCUUAUACUCUUCUUCCUGGGAAGUUGCAGAGCAUAACAGAUGGCCACCUGCUCCAGAGGGAGAGAAUUCUAAAGCACUUGGGAAGAUGCUUUCUAGAAAAACUUGGUCAAAACUGUAAAAUAAAGCAAUGAGGUUUUCCUCCGCUCCUCAUUAGCAAGGGAAUAUUCCUGUUAGUAAGUCACCCCAGUCUACAGAACUUCAAUACCUCAAAGGCAUUUUUACAAUCUUUGUAAAGUUGUAUUUUUCUAUAAUUAUGCUAUGAGAGAACUCUAUCAAAGAAAUCUUCACAGAAACAGCCUUUUGUCUGUUUGUGCCGUGUACUUUUGGUAGGGAAGGAAAAUUGUAAAAUCUGUCAGUAUUGCUUCCUAUGACCCCUUCUUGCAACAUGAUUGCACUGUCUGUGUAUGAACAUGACACUGAAUUGAAUGAGAUCCAUCAAAGUUGUAGUCAUGAUCUGACCUUUUUUGUAUUUUGUAUUGAUUACCAUGCAUGCCAGAGCUAAAGACAAUGGGUUGGAGCCUAUGAGUUCUUCCACUGUUGGAUCCUGUGACUCUCUUUCACUAAGUCUUCCUUCACCAGAAAUAAACUUCCCACAAUUGAUAUCUUUCUAGGCUGGAUGAAAACUUAAGAGAAUCUUAAUAUCCAGCUUACUGGGAGUUGUAUAGUCUAUGGAAUAGAAUUUCCCUACUACUACCAGCUACAGCCCACUGUUCUCCCUGCAGUGCUGCUCCUGUAAGAUGGGGGACCUUAGGACUAGCAUAGGGUGUAACUCAGCGAGAGGGAUUUGAGUGAGGGGGGAAUUGGUGAACCCUCCCAUCUGCUUGUGGAAAUGUUCCAGGUGCAGAAGACACAUGUGGAUCAAUCGCAGUUGUAGUGUAAACAGGUUGGUCGUACUUAAUUGUUGUAAAUAGCAUGGGAACCAACUACACCGAGACCAUUUUAAUUUAGGCUCCACAUAAAAAGAUAGUCUUGUAUUCAUGGGAAAUUAUUAUAAGCUUCCUUUUAGCAGCUGUUCUUAGAUGAUGUGUGUUUAAAUGUCCUGUUCCCCUACAAGGAUAGCACUCUUUGUUCAGCUCAUUUUUGCUAAAUCUGUAAUCACUGAUUUAACACUAGUGACUAAAGAAAUAAACUUUUAAGAAACUGA